CACGUGCUUCUGCGAGGAACGUUCUGUUAAAGCAACUGCUGCACUCGCUCUCCAUCUCUGUGUGUGCAGGCAGGUGAUUUCGGAUAAAUCGCAUCUGUGGAUAUCCUUGUGGGUGAGACAGCGGUGCGGGUUCUUCCGGAGAUUCCGGGAAGUCGAUGUGGAGAAAAGGUGCCGCAAGAAGAGAAACGUGCGAGCGAUUGUACAGAAGUCGAAGCCGUAGCGAAAGGAGAGACUCUCACAGUAGAGAGACGCGCCGUAUGCCGACCAGAGACUCUGACGAAUGAAACGCGGCCUUUUGCUGAGGUACGAGGAACCCCAAAAAGAGCCCGGAGUUUCGGACUGAAGUUGGCGCCCAGGUGCAAAGGCUAGGACGGCCAUUACCAACCGAGCAUUCUGGGCAGGUGAAAGGCGAAAUGUGCGAAAGGUUCUCAACAGAGUCCCCCGAGGUCGAGGAAGUUGAAAAUUUGCGGUGAGAAAUCGAAGAUGUGGGAACAAAUUCACCGUGGCACUUCGCUGCGCGCGAAAUCGAGCGCGACUCCCCCGAGCUUGGGUGUAUGGACACCUCAGAUUUAGCGAAUGUUGGUCCGCAGUUUUCUGUGGAGCUCGGAACUAGGUUUGCUGCGAAGUUUUGUGUCCAGAGGCUGAACUGGAGUGCGAAUCGAAAGAUUUGUCGUUCUUCGCACGUCCGCGUGUUGAAUCCAAGGAACUGCCCUCGGAACUGCCGCAACGGAAACACGCGGCAAAGUGAAGAGCGUCAACGACGACUGCCAACGCGGACAGCUGGCGCCGCUCUCCCUGUGCGCGCGAGGUCACUCGUAAACCAGGAACCAAAUGGGGGAGGGCCAGCCUCUGCAGAUGCUACCUCGUCGCCUGGUCGAUCCGCAGCGACCUCGCCGAACGCGUCUCUCCUGUCGCCUUCGUCUCCGCUCGCGUUUUCGUCUCGCCGCCGCAGAAUCUCCCUUGUGCCCACGAUGGGCGGCCUCCACGAGGGACACCUGCACCUCAUUCGCGGGGCUGCAUGCACCGGCGACGAGGUCUGGGUCACGAUCUUCGUGAACGCACUCCAGUUCCACUCGGCCAAGGAUUUCUUGACUUACCCCGCGUCGAUCGACGACGACAUGAAGCUGCUCUCUCAGGUUCGCGUCGACCUCGUCUUCAUCCCCUCCCACUCCAGUCUGUACCCGCUCGACAGACGCCCGCACCUGAUCGCAGGCAGCGAAGUACUGUCGACGAUUCCCGCUCGCGGCCGGGGCUUGGAAGACGGGGGCGGAAGAGUCACUAGCGGCCAGUCUGACGACGAGGCAGACGCCAUGGAAGAAGCAGAUCGCGUCGAGCUGUCCCCGGUGGACAGGCUCAACAGAGGCGACGCACGCGCGCGCGAAGUGGACGGCGAUGGCUGCUCGCACUCAGCCUGGAGCCCUCCGCAGCGGCUAUUCCGUAUGCGAGUUGAUUUUGAGGGCAUCGAGGAUGUCGAGGGCGAAGGACGACGCCGAUGUGGAUUCUUUCGAGGCAUCGGGACGGUGGUGGUUCAGUUGUUCACUUUGAUCCGGCCAACCUACGCGCACUGUGGAUUCAAGGAUUUUCAGCAAGUCGCCUGCCUGAAACGCCUCAUCUGCGGAAUGGGUUUGGACGCACUUCUGCUUGCACACAACACGUGGCGCGACUCAGACGGAGUCGCGGCAUCCAGCCGGAACCGCCGCAUGGCGGAGGCAGACAGGCAGAAGGCGAGAAAGUCCUUUCUUCUCCUGCAACAUGUUGGUGAAGUCUUCCGGAAAGGCGAGCGGCGUGUUCACAGACUACUUGAAGAAGCGCGAGCGUUCGCGGAAAAAGAGAACCUCCUUCUGCACUACACAGCCAUCGACCGCUUGGAAGAUGGGGAACCCGUGGUGUACAGACACUCCGGUGGAGCUGUGAAAAGGAUCGAGACACAGGGCGAGUCUGCAGAAAACGAGGAGCGACGCGCCAAGCGACGCCGAACGGAGAGCGACAUCGCGGACGAAACUCCACUUGGAAGGCCAGGGACAGGGUCCCCCAGCAGCUACAAACGGGGCGGGCACCUGAAGGGGGAACUGCAUGCCAAUGGUUCAUCCCGCUCUUCGUCGCCAGCGGACACCGCAGACAUGAUUCUGUUGGACUCUGGGCGAUACUGCUUGACGGUGGCUGUCCGUGGAAAUCCUUUGACGACCGUCGUGGACAGCGUCUUCCUCAUUCCGAACAAUCGCGAGGAUCUUCUGCCGCCUCUCUUCAACACGCCGUGGGAUCACCACUGCGUUGAGCCCAAGUACGCUUGCCUGCCUUCGUUCCUGGUGUUUUCGUCUUUCGGCUUCCACUUGCGCCCGCUGCGGCCGUCGGACCUGAAGCUGGUCGCCGCGGCCGAGCAGGAAGACGCGCGGGUGGAGAGUCAGCAGUCUGCGAAGUCGGCAGGUGUGGCUGCUCCGGAGACUUGCUGCACUCGAACGUUCACCUGGAUGCAUGCGGGGGCUCUGUCCCCGACGAGCACACACGAUGUCUGGGCGCUGGGCUUGUUCAAGCGCCGUCUAGACACUGCACGCAACACCGUCGAUUUUUCGUCUGACACACAAGUUCCCGAUGGAAACGAAGUCUUGAUAGGGUACAUUUGGGCAGACGCGGAAACGCCACGCGCAGCAGCUGCGGCUGGCGGAGCGUCUCCGUGGAGACUGAGACGCGGCUUCAUCACUCGCGCGCGCCGCAGGCGGACGUUUGGAACGCAUCUGUUGAAGGCGUUUCUCGCGACGCUGUACAAAGAGAAAGUGUCCAGUAGCCGGACGGCUUCCAGGGAAGUCCAGGGUGACCCCAUGCCUGCAUGGCUCGCGCCAGCCGUUAGCGAGUGCGGCUUUUCUCUCUUGGACUCCACAAAUCUGAGCAGCGGUGAGUGCCGCCUGCACCUCAAUCUCGACAAGUGGUUUCGUACCUAUGUGACGGACCUGAGGCUGUGAACUGGGACACAGCUACGAACCGUGGCGGCUCUCUGCACAGGAGAGAGGAAUUCAGUGAAUGCAGCGGUAGAAACGAAGCGCAGGGUUGCUAGGGCCGCCGUCAGCUCUGCAGUGCGGUACGAGAAAGUCCGGAGCUGCUGCCGUGGUGGCAGGCUGUGCUGCGUCACGCAGGCCGGGACUUUGAUCUGGCAGAUUCGCGUUCCUCUCAGGCUGCGACCAGUGCGUCGAGGCCAGAAGGCGUGGAUGGAAGCUCCGGUGUGUAGAGACAUCGUCGUAGCUCAUAAUGUGUGUUGUAACGCGCUAGCAGCGGGGAGCCUCUCUGCCGCAUUGUCGAGAGCGGCAGAGAGAGUCGCGUGGAGAUGGGAAGUGGAGGCGAGCAAGCCGAUGUGCACAGUCUGUGUCUUCAGCGCAGGGGCAGGGCCAGUGCCUUCGAAGGAGGGGGAAUCCCGAGUUUUGAUGAUCCUCUGGUGCGUUCAUUCCGGUGCCGGAAUUUGCCGCGCGAAGUUUCCCAAGGGAAAACGUUGUUUCAGACUACCGCCCACUCUGAUAGAAGCACUGAACAUGUCGUGCAAGUUUUGAAAUGUGACAACCCUCUGUUCUGGACUCUGUCCAUGGACUCGAGGAAGCUGUAGAGUACCGUCUCCAUCUUUGUCGUCGGAUAGGGGGAAAACGGUCUGCAGUUAUGUUUUUUUCGAGGCAAACGGAGAGGGCGCCGCGGUAUCCACGGUGCCCCUUGCAUGCGAAGCGCACUCCGAAAACCGCCAUGAAGAGCAGUGGUGGGUGCGGCUUGGUAACGACUUUGCGACCCGCUCGGUUCGCUACACUUCACUCCGGAGUUCCUGUUUGUUUCCAGCGGGAGUUUUUGCACGGCCUGGAGUCUCAGGCGUCCGUGGUUUCCACGCAGGCGGACGCGCACUGCCGGGCGGGCUGACUCUUUCUGUCAUCGGAGCAACGUUCGUGUCUUGUUGUUUUCUGAAAGGUCAUGCGUGCAUUAACAAUGAAGAAUGUGUGCCAGUCCGUUGAUUCGUAGCCAGAAGCGCGAAGCACCUGUGCUCCCCAAAAAAAGUCAGGCACCAGGUGCCGGUUCUGUGUCGGGAGGACAGCAGACGUUGUCAACUGUGUUUAGUCGUGUUUGGUGUCUCUGACCAAGUCAGCUGAUUCGAUGCACCUGUGGGUGUCUGUAUGUACACUUCUGCGCCGACCGGGGGUAGCAGGUUCAUGUUGACAACCUGCAUCUACGGGUCACGGCCAUUUCGUGCAAAACCAGCGAGGCUAUCCGGGGGGACCCGGCGCGUUUUCUGCACCGCUUCCGACCUGGAGAUAAUGCCACGGAUUGCGCGUGGAGUUUGUGCAUUCGAAGAAGCCGCGCUGGUAUACCGUGGGAAGGACAUGUAGACUUUUGUGAAACCUAGCUGAUUCUGUUGGUGUCGUGUCUCAUGAAACAUGCUGGGCAGUCAACGGCCCGGCGACGAGCUUCCUGCGCUGUAGGGAUCUCGCGAAAAACUCGAGUGUGUUGCUAUGUCUGCGGUCCGUCGUGUGCGAGACCGUUCAGCAGCAUGCUGGGGCCAGUAGCGGUUCCCCCCCCCCCUCCCGCCCCCGCUUGUCGUAUGCAUGUUUACCGGACCCUACACGAUAUCGGUAGUGCGGCAUUGCGCCUCCACGAUCCCUGCAGUGCUGGGUGCUCAAAUGUGGGAUAUCACUACGCCGGUGCUGUCUUUUUUUCUCUGUCUUGGUAGUUGUGUAGAUGUCUGUCUGUGUGUAUGUGAGUGCCGUGGCAACCAGGCCGCCACUGGAAGCGCUUUGUCCUUUUGCGAGCAAGCGGCGGUGUUCCCGAUUCGUGUUCAUCACGGUUGACACACUGCGGCAUCGAGACUCUGCUUCGGUGAAGGCGUCUGCUUGCUUGUCUCUGUCCUUUGUAUUGCUUGUUGGGGUUUCCGCACUCAGUGCACCCCUGUGGGUCAAUAAACAAAUGUUUUGUGGCUGCCCACUUCCCGUGGGUGGAUGAGCUUUCUUGGCAGUACCUCGGCGCCUGUACGGGAGUGCCCCACCAGUAGCGGUGGGGGCGACACACACUGUGGGAAACAUUGCGCUGCAGCCGUUGUAAAUUUAUCCCGAGUGCCGCGUCACAGUCGAACAAAGGAGACUUCUCUUGUACAUCCUCUGCUUCUCCCAGUAUUUCCGAUUUUGCUAUCUCCUGUGUCAGUGAGCCUCAACUCGACCGUGGCGGGAGACGAGCCGGAGGCAAAGGGAUGGAGUUUUGGACAGCGACUACUCAUGCGGCUGUGGCGAUGAAUUCUGUCCUGAUUGUCAAAAUAUGUACCAUGAAGUUUUUCUGGAAUCAUCAGGACAAUGAGAAGCUGGUGUUCAAAGGGGCAUACAUCGG
Toxoplasma gondii ME49 is the source of this 5340-nucleotide messenger RNA. RefSeq names its product pantoate-beta-alanine ligase. Bases 555 to 2957 code for a protein of 800 amino acids. The transcript is spliced from 6 exons. Gene Ontology annotation, biological process: pantothenate biosynthetic process. Gene Ontology annotation, molecular function: pantoate-beta-alanine ligase activity. The record is from RefSeq and is a predicted model, not a curated record. NCBI's taxonomy places the organism in Eukaryota, Apicomplexa, Conoidasida, Eucoccidiorida, Sarcocystidae.